This is a messenger RNA of Coniosporium apollinis CBS 100218, 1356 nucleotides long. RefSeq lists its product as uncharacterized. Gene Ontology annotation, molecular function: double-stranded RNA binding; ribonuclease III activity. The record is from RefSeq and is a predicted model, not a curated record. The transcript has a single exon. Gene Ontology annotation, biological process: rRNA processing; primary miRNA processing; regulation of gene expression. Gene Ontology annotation, cellular component: nucleus. Bases 1 to 1356 code for a protein of 451 amino acids. NCBI's taxonomy places the organism in Eukaryota, Fungi, Ascomycota, Dothideomycetes.
AUGACCGCAGAAAUGAGUGGAAAGAGGAGCCACGAAGCGCCGGACGGCCAGGAACAAGCAUGGAACUCACAGAAGAAGAAGAAGCAGAAGCAAUCACAAUUCCACAGCCCUCGCAGCACCAAUCCAGACUAUCACUCUCCGGACUCUCGCCCAUCGCAACAAGGCCACCCCCCACGCGCCUCAGAAGCCUCAGUCCGGCGCCCCAGUGACCAGAGCAAUGGCUGCGGCCCGGAGAUGCCGCCUCCUCCCCUCCCUCUCCACGCUCAAGACCCACUCACCCUCCUCCGCAGCCUGCUCGACCAGCUCACAGAUCUCAACACGCCCCUCGAACCGCAAGCGCUCGAGCACGCCCGAAACCUGCACAAGACGCUGUACCACAACCCUCGACAAACCGCCACCGUCGCCGAGCUAAAUGCCCGCCGCCCUCCCAGCGCGUCCUACAUCCCCAUCCCCUCCACGCAGCGCCCCUUUCCCCGCGGUCCCUCCACGCACACCUCUCUCCCCCCACUCCCAGAAGUGCAGGACGCAGAACUGGCCACCGCAGCCUUCACCCACAGCUCCAUCUCCCCCUCCGCCAGCACCAACUACGAGCGCCUUGAGUUCCUCGGCGACGCCUACAUCGAGAUCAUCGCCACGCGCCUCAUCUACGCCGCCUUCCCCACCCUCCCCACCGGCUCGGCCGCCCAGCUGCGCGAGUCCCUCGUCAACAACGCCACGCUCGCUUCAUUCAGCCGAGGCUACGGUUUUGGCGAGAGAGUCAAAGUUGCUGGGGGCGAGAGGGAGGCGCAUAAGGUGUGGAUCAAGAUCCUCGCGGACGUCUUUGAGGCGUAUGUCGCUGCCGUCAUUCUCUCUCGGCCGGCGGAUGGGUUCAGCGUGGCCGAGGAGUGGUUGAUGCAGCUGUGGGCGCCACGAGUGAGGGAGUUUGAGGCCAAGAAGGUGGGUGGAGGGAGCGUGGAUACGGAGCCUAGGCAGCGGCUAGCGAAUAUACUACUAUUCCCUCAGCUGGGGGUUAAGUUGGAGUACAAAGAGACGAGGCCUGGUCAGAAGAUCAGCAGGAAUGGGACCCAGUUGUUUUCGGUGGGGGUGUAUUUGACGGGCUGGGGUUAUGAGAGGUACUUGUUGGGCGUGGGAGAGGGCACGAAGAAAGGUAUUGCGGAGGCAGAGGCGGCGCGAGAUGCGUUUGUGAGAAGUGGGGAGAUCAUUGAGGAGGCGGGGAAGAUAAAGUUAGAGGAGGUGAAGAAGAAGAAGGCUAGGGAGCUGGAGAAAGAGAUGCAGGAGAACGGUGCAGGGAGGGAGAGGCUAGGGGAGACUAUGCGAGAAGAAAAUGAUGAGAUGGGCGGCGUGAACGCUGGGUGA